Recurvomyces mirabilis is the source of this 1329-nucleotide messenger RNA. RefSeq lists its product as uncharacterized. Bases 1 to 1329 code for a protein of 442 amino acids. Lineage: Eukaryota; Fungi; Ascomycota; Dothideomycetes; Mycosphaerellales; Teratosphaeriaceae. The record is from RefSeq and is a predicted model, not a curated record. The transcript is spliced from 2 exons.
AUGAACGGUCCCAAGAUCAGCGACAACGACACCGUUGAGUGUGGUGCCGAAGCUGCAAAGCACUUCCUUUUUGCGGAUGGAUGGCGGAAUCUCAACCAUGGCUCCUUCGGCACCUACCCAAAAGCCAUUCGAGACGUGCAACGACAAUUCCAAGACGAUGUCGAAGCCCGACCAGACGCCUGGCUCCGUCACAUCUACCCAGACCUCUUGGAUAAGGCACGAGAAGCCGUCGCAGAGUACCUCCACGCACCCACACCAACGAUCGUUUUCAUCCCCAACGCGAGUACAGGCGUCAACACAGUGCUUCGAAACCUGGUGUUCGAGCAGAACGAUGUCAUUAUCUAUGCUGCUACGACCUAUGGAGCAUGCGAACUAACGAUCGACUACAUCGUCGAAACGACACCCGCCGAGAAGGAAAAGGUAGAUUACACUCUACCCUGCCCCGACGAGGAUCUCGUCGCCGCCUUCUCGAACAAAAUCACGGCCCUCAAACAAGCCGGCAAGAACGUCCGCGUCGCAGUCUUCGACACCAUAGUCUCAAUGCCCGGCUACCGUCUCCCCUUCGAACGCCUCACAGCCCUCUGUCGCGAACAAGGAGUCCUCUCCUGCAUCGACGGCGCCCACGGCAUAGGUCACAUCUCGCUCGACCUCACAACCCUCGACCCGGACUUCUUCUUCUCCAACGUCCACAAGUGGCUCUACGUGCCCCGCCCCUGCGCCAUCCUCUACGUGCCCGAGCGGCAUCAGCAUCUGAUGCGGAGUACGAUCCCGACAUCCCAUGGUUUCGUGCCGAAGGGGAGGGAUGAUCAGGUGUCUCCGUUGCCGCCGAGUAAGCAUUCGGGAUUUGUGCAUAGCUUUGAGUUUGUGGCGAGUGUGGAUAAUAGUCCUUAUCUUUGCUUUAAGCCGGCGCUGGAGUGGAGGGGUAGGGUAGUGUGGGAGGGGGGAAAGGGAGAGGAGGCGAUCUAUGGUUAUUGUGUGCAGCAGGCUAGGGAGGCAGGGAGGUCCGUGGCGAAAGUGCUUGGGACGCGGUGUAUGGGCGAAGAAGGGGAUGAGGCGAGGAAGUGUGCUUUUGUGAAUGUCAGGCUGCCGCUCGACUUUCAGAAAGAUGCUGGUGGUGAUAAGGGGAGGGCGAUCAGGAUGGCGCAGUGGAUGUCGGAGAGGCUGGUGGAGGAGAAGAACACGUUUAUUGCGUUCUUCUUCUAUGCUGAUGCGUGGUGGGUGAGGUUGAGUGGCCAGAUAUAUCUUACCAUGGACGACUUUAAGUGGGGUGGCGAGGUGUUGAAGGAUGUCUGCGAGAGAGCGAAGCGUGGUGAGUGGGAGAGGAAGUAA